Messenger RNA from Maudiozyma saulgeensis, 507 nucleotides. The record is from the annotation of a GenBank genome assembly. Lineage: Eukaryota; Fungi; Ascomycota; Saccharomycetes; Saccharomycetales; Saccharomycetaceae.
AUGACAGAAGAUAAAACUAAGAAAAUUAAAAAACCAAAGAAAGGCCAGAACAUUGAUGAACAUGGUUGCAUUAUAGUACCCCCACCAAAGACAGUAGGAAACAAAGAUCAUUUCCAAAGAUUGAAUUACCUUUAUCAAUUAGGAAUGUUCAAUACAUUAAAUAAUGAAUCUCCUAUUAGUACAUUAUUAGCGAAAAAAUAUGUACAUAACCUAGAUAUAAUUAGUAAGAAGACUAAGAGUAACAUGUUACCAAAUACUAAGAGGACGAUAUGCAAAAGAUGUAAACGCAUCUUAAUUCCAUCGAAGACAUGUAAAUACGAAAUGGAGAAUAAGCCAAACAAACGCAAAAAUAUUAACCCAAAAAAUGAAAAAUUCAUAAUAACUUGCAAAUGUGGGAAAAUAAAAAGAUUUACAAUUGGACUUGAUAGGAAUUACAAAAAUUUUUACGAGAAGGAAGGAACUCUAUCAAACGUAACUGGAAAAAAGGAUAUACCGAAGUCUAAAUAG